Molecule: messenger RNA, 892 nt
Organism: Cephus cinctus (wheat stem sawfly)
Lineage: Eukaryota; Metazoa; Arthropoda; Insecta; Hymenoptera; Cephidae
Gene: BORCS7
Product: BLOC-1-related complex subunit 7
Exons: 2
Coding region: 439-756 (105 amino acids)
Cellular component (GO): BORC complex
Source: RefSeq, a predicted model, not a curated record
AUAUGUACAUACUGGGACACGAACCACGCGGGCCGAGAGAGAGAGAGAACGUUGGGGAUCGUCCCUCUCUCUCUUUUAUAGUCUCUGUCAAAAGUUAUUAUCGAGAGUCAUUUUUGCUUAUGGCGGUACGCCUUCUAGUAUACAUAUAUUUCAGUGGUUUCUUCAGAUCUGCGACAUUGUCCAUUGGAAUAAAGCCAUAAGGAAAAGAAAAAGGGUUAUCUCAAAUUGACAUUGUUUGUUGUUUACAAUUCAUAACAUAAUAUAUUCUAGAAAAACAUUACAGUUAUACUUGCAUUUCUUGUAAUCACACUAUACAGAAAAUGCUAUAAACAAUUAUUGUUGUGUGAUUUGUCUCAUCGUUUAUUGUAUAUUUCUUGCUUCUAUUAUUACUAUAAAGAAGUCACUAUUUAUCCCUCAAUUAACGGAAAAUCCUGCAAUAUGGCUUCGGCAUCUAGCACAAGUGCCCGUAGCCUAUUUGUUGAUUCCAAAAUGAGACUGGCAGACAGAGUACAAGUCAAUGUUAAUAAUGUUGCUUCACUAGCAAGACAAAUACAGCGGGGUUCUAAAAGCAGUGAAAUUUUAAUGCAUGCAGCUAGAAAUUUCUCACUGCAGGAGCAUGGGCUGGAGAAUGCAGAAACAAAUUUAAGGAAGUUGGCUCUUAUUACUUCUCAUCUGGAAUAUCAGCUAGACUCUAUCGAUCGGAGUUCUAUUAAGUUGGAAGAAGUUACAGAACAAGUACGUGCCAUGCAGCGUUAAGUUAAAUAAUAAAAAAUAUGUAAUAUAGAUUUAACAAGUAAACCCUGAAUACUUUGUUUAUGUAUAUAAUUGUAAUGUUACCAAACAUAUAUGUAUAUCAUUUUAAAAGACUAAACUGUGAUUUAUAAGUAUUUUA